AGUCCGUUUGGCACUUUCCACGUCGUCUUUAUUGACAAAAGAAAUUAAAGCGAAACACCUAUAUCCUAUGGAUGAUCUGCUGGGUGUCCCACAUAAUCUGGCAUCCGACUUGAAAGUAACUCCUGAGUGUGUCCUUUGUGUGCUUUCCUCGAGACGUUUCGCUGACAUGGGUAAUGGAAUAAAUAAGAUCCUGCCUGAUCUGUAUCUCGGAAACAUCAAAGAUGCCCGAGACAGGGAGCUGUUGGCGCAGCACAACAUCACCCACAUUCUAUCCAUCCAUGACACAGCUGCACCCAUCCUGGAGGACAUGACGUACCUGUGUAUAUCUGCUGCUGACCACUCUAAGCAAAACCUGAUUCAGUUCUUCAGAGACAGCAUCAUGUUUAUCCACGAGUCCCGACUGAAAGGAGAGGGUUGCCUCGUUCACUGUGUGGCAGGAGUGUCCCGCAGUGUGACUCUGGUGGUGGCUUACAUCAUGACGGUGACGGGUCGCGGCUGGGUGGAGUCUCUGGCGGCGGUGAGGGCCGCGCGGCCGUGUGCGGGGCCCAACCUGGGCUUCCUCCGGCAGCUGGAGGAGUUUGAGAACACAGAACUGACAGAAUAUCAGUCCUGGUGGAAGGAACGGUAUGGGAAGAACUCGUUCAACGAUGACGAGGAGAUUGAAAACCUUUUAACUCGGAAAUCCAACAGCGACAGCAGCAGCAAUAGCAUAACAACCAGCAUCACACCUGAGCUGGGCACAAGUGGCACCUGAAAGAAAUGUCUUCUAAGAGUCUCGUCUUUCCUGAAAUCAAGCAGCUGAAGGACUGCUAUUAUUAUCAUUAUUAGAAUUAUUCUCAGCUGUUUUUCUUCAUCGUCAACCCUGCGGAGUAAAGCUACAGCAGGAACCUGUUCUGUAUCCAUAUUACCUUGAGUCUCAUGUUUGCAGAAAGGCUGAGGAGUCAUGUGGUGGUGGUGGUGGGGGGGAUUUUUUUAUGCCAUUAUCUCAGCCCCUCCCUCGUCAUGUCAUGUCCUCGCCUCUAACUGUCAAAAACACAUGCAAGGGCAGUCAAGCGUGACACCAAGGAAAUAUGUACAUACAGUCCACAGUGUGAUCACACAUUUAGCAGCAUUCCCUCCCCCGGUUAGUUAUGUUAUGUUGUGUUGACUUGAAAUAUGAGUAUUACUUUUUGUAGACCGUGUGGAGGCUGAAGAAUACUGUAUCAGUAUCCAGUAAAACAGUAUCAGAAGCAGUA
Messenger RNA from Perca flavescens (yellow perch), 1235 nucleotides. Its product is annotated as dual specificity protein phosphatase 22-B. Lineage: Eukaryota; Metazoa; Chordata; Actinopteri; Perciformes; Percidae. Gene Ontology annotation, biological process: signal transduction; protein dephosphorylation. The transcript has 9 exons. Gene Ontology annotation, molecular function: protein tyrosine phosphatase activity. Gene Ontology annotation, cellular component: cytosol. The record is from RefSeq and is a predicted model, not a curated record. The coding region runs from base 68 to 754 and encodes 228 amino acids.